GGCAAUAAAGAAGAUAUCGAGGAAAACCCUAAUAUUCCAAUUGCGGGAAGGAUGAUGAGCGAUCAUGGGGAGAAGAUAGUGAAGAAGGUUCCGAUAACAUCAGAAGAAGAAGCAAUAGGGCCGCAGCAACAGUUUGUGACGAUGAAUGGCAAGGUCUACUCUCUGAGGUUCCAAGAAGAUUUUGUUGAUGUAUCGGUAAAGGAGGUAGAUUUGCUCAAUGAGUUGGAGGUAUCAAAGCUAUAUCACUGCGAUGGGUUGGUGUUAUGCGUGGGUAAGGACAACUCGAAGCUGUUGUUGUGGAACCCUUACCUGUGUCAAACAAGGUUGAUCGGACCGAGAGAAAGUUUCCACGUAACAGACAGGCACGCGAUCGGAUACGACGAGCGGCGCAACCACAAAAUCCUGAGGUUUGUGGAUAAUUUCAUUAAAAACAUGAACAAAAUCGAGGUGGUGUACGAAAUCUAUGAAAUUAGGUCUGAUUCAUGGAGGGUCCUUGAGGAGGUGAAUCCCGAGGGGUCGAUAGAUACACAUCAGCGAGGCGUGUCUGUCAAGGGAAACACCUACUUUGUUGCUUAUCGUAAUGGCCUGGUUCAAGAAGUUUUCUUACUCUGUUUUGAUUUUACCAAAGAGAGGUUUGGACCGCGCCUGCAUCUUCCUUUUGACUCUUUCGAUGGUUUCAAUGGUGACCUUGUAACCCUCUCAAGCUUCCUUAGAGGUGGUGAUGAUGAGCAGCUUGCGGUCCUGUUUGGUGGUUAUGAAUCUGGCUUUUUUGAGAUUUGGGUUACCCUUACUGUCGACCCCAACCGUGCGUCCUGGAGCAAAUUUUUGCGAAUGGAACCGGGCCCCUUCUCGAGCUACGGUUUUAAGCUCUAUUCCUCACUUUCUGGCGGGAGCUUCUUUGUCGAUGAGGAAAACAAAUUUGCUGUCUUGUUUGAACUAUACGGAACCGAUACUGCUCACGCGGCUUUUGUGUUUGGACAAGACGGCUUCUUCAAAUCCUCCGUCAACCUCGGACAAGCUCUCAUUCUCGAACACCACCACCGUAAAGCUGCUCGUCCCCCACUUGUUUGCUCUUAUCGUCCAAGCUUUGUGCAAGUCAAGCAUCCUCUUGUGCACGAAAGGAAAAUGAAAGACUUGUCUCUUCUUCACAUCAGCAAACCCAUGUGUUAAAUUGAGCAGCAAGUUAGUCUGAGCUGUGGAGGGAGGUCUUUGCUUUUUGUUUUAUCUUGGUUGUGUUCGCUGUCCCUCUAUGUAAUUAAUCUCUUUUUAUCUUUUGUCUCGAGACUCGCUCUUCCUUGUCAGACUUGUUUCUAAGACCUAUUAUUUUAUGCUUAUGUUUUCGACAUUA
Messenger RNA from Brassica napus (rape), 1348 nucleotides. Its product is annotated as F-box/kelch-repeat protein At1g24800-like. The coding region runs from base 52 to 1170 and encodes 372 amino acids. The record is from RefSeq and is a predicted model, not a curated record. Lineage: Eukaryota; Viridiplantae; Streptophyta; Magnoliopsida; Brassicales; Brassicaceae. The transcript is spliced from 2 exons.